Pogona vitticeps (central bearded dragon) is the source of this 984-nucleotide messenger RNA. The record is from RefSeq and is a predicted model, not a curated record. NCBI's taxonomy places the organism in Eukaryota, Metazoa, Chordata, Lepidosauria, Squamata, Agamidae.
AUGGCAACACUGGUGGCCACCCAAAAGCAGAAAGGGGCCCAGGCCACCGUGUGUGCCCGGAGCACUCUGACCGCCCUCCACAGGGCAGAGGUCAUCGAGGAGCGCUUUGGGCCCACGGUGGUGCCCGUGCCCUUCCUGGAGGACGCCUCCUCCUACGACCUGCUGACCGUUCUGAUCAAGAAGCCACAACUGGGGCAACACCUCCUGCGGCGGCCACGCUGCCUGGUGCCCGUUGGGCCGCUGGAAAGCCUCCUGCCAGGGGGGGCGCCCGCCCGGGAACUGGGCCACUCCACGCGCGAGUACCAUGCCCGGGUGCGCGGAGAGUCGCGCUACGAGGAGACCCGGCUGGUGGACGGCAACCUGCGGAGCAUCCGCCUGGCCAUGGGCGGGGUCCACAAGAAAGUGGCCUUCCUGGCGCUGCGGCCGGGCACAGUGGCCCUGCGCCCAGACCUGCCGUGGCUGCAUGCCCAGAGCAGCAUCUACGUGGUCUACGAGGUCUUCUACUGCAGCAGCCUGGUGCUGAGCGUCACCCAGGGGGACCAGCACCGCAGCUUCCACCAGGACCAGCCCAUCCCCGUGGCCUUCUCCUGCCUGAAGUUUGCCCUCAGCAGCAAGGGGGUGCUGGGCUCUCAGAAGCCCAUGGGCCACCGCCUGCCAGCAAAAGCCGCCUGGGUGAGGAUGGCUGUGCUAGAGCCCCCUCCUCCAAAGAUGCCGCCGGAGCCCCCUCUGCCCGCCGAGAGAGCCGCGACCCGGCGGAAGCGGUGGAGAUCCCUGGGCAGGCCUUCCCGGGCCCUGGCAGGGAAAUGGCCAUUCAAGCGGCACCCUCCCAGGAUCGGGGCCUCCAGCGCCAACUUGGCCGACCCAGAGAGGCACUCCAUGUCGCUGCCCCUCCUGGAGAGCGUCGGGGCCGAGAGCGACACGGAGGAGUGAGCAGCGUCCCAGACGGCCACGAGCAAUAAAAGCCUUUGUGCGCGCACACACACA